CAUUCGAAUUGAAUUAUCGAACCCCCGUAUCUGCCAAAAACUCCUCUACCACUCGCUCUGCUUCAAUGGCGUCUUUGCUCGAUUCCGUCACCGUGACCCGCGUGUUCUCUCUGCCGAUCGCGGCUUCGAUUUCAUCUGCUUCAGCUGUUCCGUCCGUUUCUGGACGCCGGAUUUCUCCCGCCAGGCUACCGGAAUUCAGAGGUUUGAGGGCUUCGCGGAGUUUGGUGGUGACUCAGUCGGCGAGUCUGGGUGCGAAUCGUAAAUCCAGAUUCGCUCGUGGUGGAAGAAUCGCCUGCGAGGCUCAGGACACCACUGCUGCCGUCGAAGUACCAAACCUGUCGGAUUCAGAAUGGCAAACACAGGUCCUCGAAUCAGAUGUCCCAGUUCUGGUCGAGUUUUGGGCGCCCUGGUGUGGACCGUGCCGUAUGAUUCACCCCAUAGUUGACCAACUGGCCAAAGAUUUCGCAGGGAAGUUCAAAUUCUACAAAAUCAACACCGACGAGAGCCCAAACACAGCGAACCGUUACGGGAUAAGAAGCGUUCCGACCGUGAUCAUCUUCAAAGACGGUGAGAAGAAAGACAGUAUCAUUGGAGCUGUGCCUAGAGACACACUGGAGAAAACUAUAGAAAGAUUCUUGGUCGAGUAAACAACAACAACAACAAAAUUCGACUCUAUCUAUUGUCACUCUCUUUACCUUAUCUUCUCUGUUGUAAUCUUUUGUAAAGUCUUUUUGAGUUUUUGACUAUUAUUAAUGUUAUCGUGGGUCCAUUA
Capsella rubella is the source of this 772-nucleotide messenger RNA. RefSeq names its product thioredoxin M4, chloroplastic. NCBI's taxonomy places the organism in Eukaryota, Viridiplantae, Streptophyta, Magnoliopsida, Brassicales, Brassicaceae. Bases 66 to 647 code for a protein of 193 amino acids. Gene Ontology annotation, molecular function: oxidoreductase activity, acting on a sulfur group of donors, disulfide as acceptor; protein-disulfide reductase activity. The record is from RefSeq and is a predicted model, not a curated record. Gene Ontology annotation, cellular component: cytoplasm. The transcript has 2 exons.